Molecule: messenger RNA, 1995 nt
Organism: Fusarium redolens
Lineage: Eukaryota; Fungi; Ascomycota; Sordariomycetes; Hypocreales; Nectriaceae
Product: SGF29 tudor-like domain-containing protein
Exons: 1
Coding region: 445-1815 (456 amino acids)
Cellular component (GO): SAGA complex
Source: RefSeq, a predicted model, not a curated record
GCACCAUCACGAUUGACACGAUACGACACGACACGACAUGAUACCCGACAGUUACAUUAUUGAACAAUAAUAAGCCCUCAAUUAUACCUCAACUCUAUUUCAUGACAUGAUAUAAUAACUCUACUCACAUAUAAAAUCUGUCAUAACCUCUCUCCUCUUUUGCUCACUUUGCCGAUCCCUUCUCAUCUGCGACGCGCCUUCUGUCUUAGUCGCCUUUCCUUCCCCAUACCAUCCCGCCUCGGCCUGUGAGCACUCGGGCCUCUCUUAACUCAGGUUAGUCAAUUUUUUCUCAUUGAAUUCAUGAAUCUUAUGCGCUCCAAUUCCUUUUAAUUGCGCCUGUUUUCGUUUAUUCAUUGUCGUCUCAUCUCAUCAUCGUCAUAAUGUUUCCUUCCUCGGGUUGAUUCUCAUCGCAACAUUGUGUUUAGGCGGUGGUAUCGGGGCAGGAUGGCUAACGGGCAGAAGCCUGCGCGGGACGAACUCAAGAACCUCCAAGAAGAUCUCGGCCCCUAUUACCAGAUUCCCCUAAAGCCUAGGCGAAGUGGUACUCACUCAAGGGAGAAUAGCUUUCAAGAGUCUCUACGCCAGUCCUCCAAUACGCCGGAGCCGAAACGAUCAGGCUCGAAGCGACAGGAUCCUUCGAGCAGAGAUUCGACCCCAAACCGUCCGACUAAGUCGAGAACCAAGAACCAUAGUCGGGAUAUUACGUCGGACGUGGGUACGCCGAAGAGGUCACCGAGAAGUGAACAUAAUACCCCGCGGCCGGAGUCGGUGAAGCCGGAGCGCCACAACCGCGAGAUGUCGCAACGAAACAGAAGUGGACGGGCGUCCAACCGCAACAACGGUAAUACACAUGGAGAGGAAGUGCAGAUCUGGGAGCUGUGCAAGAGUCAAGUGGGGGAGAUUGUCUCUGGAAUCAAUGCCGAGAAUGACAGUCUUACGGAACUUGUCACGAUGGACAAACAAGUCGGUACGAUGGACUUGGAGAAGAUUCCAAGUGACUCGUUGAAAGAGAUGGAACAGCUAUGUCGGACAGGGGUCAAGCACUCGGAGGCUAACAUGUCAGCACUCAAAAAUACUAUCGAGCAGCUAAAAGUGUUGCGCGCCGUGGUGCACGCUAAGGAACAGCAGGAUGCUCAAGCAGCAGGGCCUGGCAAGAGGAAUGCUCGAGAUAGCACGGCGGCAGCAUCUUCGCUCUACGACUUUGACGGGGCUGGUGAUUCGCCUGUACCAAGUCCAAUUGGAGCAUCAGCAAGAAAAUAUGGUGAUCGAGCAAGAGAACGGGAACGAGAGCGGGAAAGAGAAAGAGAAAGGGAGCGAGACCGUGACAGCAUGCCACCCAAGGCCGAUAGUGUCGAGCCUCAGGGGUCAGUUGGAAGUGGUGUCGGAUCAGGGAACAACAAGUCCAAAGUUGUUUUCCAAAAAGGCGAUGCAGUCGCAUUCAAGCCCAAGGCAUUGAAUGGGGAGUCAACAUCAGACUGGAUACUGGGUGAGGUCGCGCAGGUGAUGGGUGAGGGCAAAAGCCGACGAUACAAGGUUCUCGAUAUAGAACCCGAGGACCAGAGCAAACAGAAGGAGUACCGAUCAAGUGCCAGCAGCAUGAUUCCCAUCACACCUGAGAGUCAGGCGUCGACGUUGAAGGAUUGGGAAUCAGGCAUGGUUGUGCUAGCGCUGUAUCCUAACACGACCACGUUUUAUAAGGCGGAGGUUCACAGCAUGGACAGCGACGGCAAGGUCAAUCUCAAAUUCGAGGGGGAGAACGACUCUUCAACACUGCAACAGGUAGAAAGGAGGUUUGUGAUUGAAUACAGAGCAUAGCCUGACUGCACCACAAUAUACGUUGCUACCGCUUAUGGGAGGGAGAUAUGUGCUAGGAGUUGUUAUAUGCUCCGGUGCGUUUAAUGAUAACGUUGCAGUGGAUAUGAUAGGUUCCAGGAAAGCAGUCUAUAGAGCAGUUGCUUACGACGCAAUAGCAAGUAUCAAUCAAGUAUUAUUACC